AUGCGUAUGCCCUCGCUUCUCGCUGCGGCUCUCGCUGCAUCGCCAGUAGCGGCGCUCUGGCCCAUCCCGGUCGACAUUUCCAGCGGCAACACCACACUCUACAUCGACAAGUCCAUCAGCGUCACCUACAAUGGCGCGGCGCUUGCCUAUCAGCCUGGCGGCAAGCCACCUGCUGGCGCCAACUUCACCUCCAAGGCCAUCGUCGAAGGCGGCCUCGCGCGGGCCCUCGACGCCAUCUUCGAUCACGGCUACGUGCCCUGGAUGCUGCAUAAGCCCGGCUCCGAAUUUGAGCCGCACUGCGGGCCGACGGACCAGAACCGCCUAAAGUCGCUCGACAUCACGCAGACGGGCCCGGAUGACGCGACCACCUUCAAGCCGCUCGCCGGCCAGCGCGACGAGUCGUAUUCCCUCAACGUCACCUUUGACGGCAAGGCCAGCAUCUCGGCAAACUCCUCCAUUGGCGUGCUGCGCGGCCUUGAGACCUUCUCCCAGCUCUUCUUCAGGCAUACCCUGGGCGAUGCGUGGUACACCAAGCUGGCCCCUGUGAGCAUCCAUGACUCUCCCGUGUUCGCGCACCGCGGCAUGCUGCUCGAUGUUGCCCGCCACUGGUUUCCUAUUGAGGAUAUCAAGCGCACGAUUGACGGCCUCGCCAUGUCCAAGAUGAAUGUGCUGCAUUUGCACAUGACUGAUACCCAGUCGUGGCCCAUAGAGAUCCCGGCCUUGCCUCUGCUCACCGAGCGCCAUGCGUACAGCAAGAACCUGACGUAUUCUCCGGCCGCGAUCGCGGACCUGCAGGAAUAUGGCGUUCACCGCGGCGUGCAGGUGAUUAUGGAAAUUGACAUGCCGGGCCAUGUCGGUAUUGACCUCGCCUAUCCUGGCCUCUCUGUAGCCUACAACCAGCGUCCUACCGCAAAGUACUGCGCACAGCCCCCAUGCGGUGCAUUACGCCUCGGUAACCAAAAGGUCGAAGAAUUUCUCGCCACCUUGUUUGAGGACCUGCUGCCGCGCUUGUCGCCGUACGCAGCCUAUUUCCACCUUGGAGGAGACGAAUACAACCCAAGCAACUCGCUUCUUGAUCCUGAUCUCAACACCGAAGACACGUCCAAAUUGAUGCCUCUCCUGCAGCUCUUUAUCUCAUUCACGCACGAUAAAGUACGCAAGCAUGGCCUCGUGCCCAUGGUUUGGGAAGAGAUGGUCAACCACUGGAACGCCAGCAUCGGCACCGACGUUGUGGUGCAGACGUGGCUCGGAGGGGAUAAGAUCAAGCAGCUCGCCGAGGCCGGCCACAAAGUGGUUGUCAGCAACUCUGAUACCUACUACCUCGACUGUGGCCGCGGCAGCUUCCUCGACUACGAAAACGGCCCCGCCCUCCAGAAAGCGUAUCCCUUCAACGACUGGUGCCAGCCGACCAAGAACUGGCGCCUCAUCUACCUGCAGGACCCGCGCGCCGGCCUCACCGGCGAGGCGGCGGCCAACGUCAUCGGCGGCGAGGUGGCCCUGUGGACGGAGACGGUCGACGGCACCAGCCUCGACACCGUCGCGUGGCCGCGCGUGGCCGCCGCAGGCGAGAGCUGGUGGUCCGGCCGGCUCGACGCCCAGGGCCAGAACAGGUCCAUGUACGACGCCCGACCGCGGCUGUCCGAGAUGCGCGAGCGCAUGCUGGCGCGCGGCGUGCGGGGAGCGCCAAUCACGCAGCUGUGGUGCGACCAGGCGGAUCCGAUUGACUGCUCGACCGAGUAG
Cordyceps fumosorosea ARSEF 2679 is the source of this 1740-nucleotide messenger RNA. Its product is annotated as beta-hexosaminidase beta chain. The record is from RefSeq and is a predicted model, not a curated record. Gene Ontology annotation, biological process: glycosaminoglycan metabolic process; carbohydrate metabolic process. Bases 1 to 1740 code for a protein of 579 amino acids. The transcript is spliced from 3 exons. Gene Ontology annotation, cellular component: membrane. Lineage: Eukaryota; Fungi; Ascomycota; Sordariomycetes; Hypocreales; Cordycipitaceae. Gene Ontology annotation, molecular function: beta-N-acetylhexosaminidase activity.